This is a messenger RNA of Bursaphelenchus okinawaensis, 1057 nucleotides long. The record is from the annotation of a GenBank genome assembly. NCBI's taxonomy places the organism in Eukaryota, Metazoa, Nematoda, Chromadorea, Rhabditida, Aphelenchoididae.
AUGACUAGACCGAUCGGCGAUCAGCGAGACGUCGUUGAACAGAAGCACGACCGAUCGGCGGCCGUGCGGGACAAGAAGACUACAUGUAAAAAUGAGAAUCGGAUUGAAAAUGAUUCAAUUUAUGCAAAUUGAAUCCGAUCCGACUACACUCCAGCCACCAUGAUGAUCUACAUGAACUGGAACAGGGCAUGACAAAGUUCCUCCGGGCGUCGGCAGCGGGUGUGGCUUUCGUGGUGUAGAUCGAUCGGUUCCUGAAAAUAAAUUCAUUCAACGUACAAUAAGCCUGAUGAAAUCGUGAAUUUAUUUCUAAAUGAAUGGCAAAAUCAUGAACCUCCGAAUUCAGAUUCAAGUCAAGAAAUUUAUACUUUCGCUGAUAAAAUUCAGAGUAUUAAAAAUCAAUUAGCAUAUUAUGAUACUGCAAUUCCAAAAUGUUUAUCACAACUAGUAUUUCAGUCAGUUCCAGUAAACUUACGUGAAAUGAUUACUGUACGAUGUCAUUUCCAAAACAAAGACAAGUCUAACAUUGACGAUUUUGUAUCUGUUUUACAUGAGAUUGCUCACGGACUCAGAAGGCUACCGUCAAAUCAAAACGUCAAGUCUGAUUCUGAACAAAAGUUUGUUGAAUCUGAUAGUCAUAUCAAUUAUGAAGCUGUAGAUAACCGUAUCGCUUCAGCGGGAUUCAGAAAUCCUACGUUUCCAAGGUAAAAAACAUGCCUUCUUUGUAAUGAACACCAUAAUUCUAAAGCCGCUCGAAGAAACAAGCCGGUUCAAGAAUUCGAUGAACCACGUUUUCAAAAGAGAAGAGCUAAAGUUCAUAGUGGUAAGGUUAGAAGUCGUCUAACAUCAGCCCAGGGUCUCCAUUCUACGUUCAAUCUAUCUAACGCGUACGAUCUUCACCAGGACAAGUCUCUAGACAAGAGAAAACGUCAAUGGAAACGGCCAAGAUCUAGGCCAACUAAACUUUCUUUUCAGGUACCCGAUCGAUCUACGACACGAACUUCACGCCCGCUGCCGACGCCCGGAGGAACUUCGUCAUGCCCUGUUCCAGUUCAUGUAG